AGGCCUUUUAUGCAGAUGAGCUGGGGGCAAGGAGGGUGCAGCUCCAGUUACUCAGCUGAAACCCAGCAGUGCAGCCUCUCCGGUUUCCGCAGCGUUUUGAACCACCUGUUAAAUAAGUCAGUGGAGUUGUCCAGGACAAAGCAGUCCUCCCUGGAUCCCCGGGGGAAAAAUCUGGAGCCAUGCGAGGCCAGCGGAGCCUGCUGCUGGGCCCGGCCCGCCUCUGCCUGCGCCUGCUUCUGCUCCUGGGCUACCGGCGCCGCUGCCCGCCCCUGCUCCGGGGCCUGGUGCAGCGCUGGCGCUAUGGCCAGGUCUGCCUGCGCUCCCUGCUCUACAACUCCUUCGGGGGCAGUGACACCGCCGUGGACGCCGCCUUCGAGCCGGUCUACUGGCUGGUGGACAACGUGAUCCGCUGGUUUGGGGUGGUGUUUGUGGUGCUGGUGAUCGUGCUGACCGGCUCCAUCGUGGCCAUCGCCUACCUGUGUGUCCUGCCUCUCAUUCUCCGAACCUACUCGGUGCCACGACUCUGCUGGCAUUUCGUCUACAGUCACUGGAACCUGGUCCUCAUCGUCUUCCAUUACUACCAGGCCAUCACCACUCCUCCCGGGUACCCCCCCCAGGGCAGGAAUGACAUUGCCACGGUGUCCAUCUGCAAGAAGUGCAUUUACCCCAAGCCGGCCCGAACACACCACUGUAGCAUCUGCAACAGGUGCGUGCUGAAGAUGGAUCACCACUGCCCCUGGCUAAACAAUUGUGUGGGCCACUAUAACCACCGGUACUUCUUCUCUUUCUGCUUUUUCAUGACACUGGGCUGUGUCUACUGCAGCUACGGAAGCUGGGACCUUUUCCGGGAGGCUUAUGCUGCCAUCGAGAAAAUGAAACAGCUCGGCAAGAACAAACUACACCCGGUUGCCAACCAGACUUACCACCAGACCCCACCACCCCCCUUCUCUUUCCGGGAAAGGGUGACUCACAAGUGUCUUGUCUACCUCUGGUUCCUGUGCAGCUCUGUGGCACUUGCCCUGGGAGCCCUCACUGUGUGGCAUGCUGUUCUCAUCAGUCGAGGUGAGACCAGCAUCGAAAGGCACAUCAACAAGAAGGAGCGACGCCGGCUACAGGCCAAGGGCAGAGUAUUUAGGAAUCCAUACAACUACGGCUGCUUGGACAACUGGAAGGUGUUCCUGGGUGUGGACACAGGAAGGCACUGGCUCACCCGGGUGCUGCUGCCGUCCAGCCACCUGCCCCACGGGAAUGGGAUGAGCUGGGAGCCCCCUCCCUGGGUGACAGCGCACUCAGCCUCUGUGAUGGCCGUGUGAGCUGGACCGCAGCCGCCGCAGCUCGGGCACCCACCUGCUUCCUGUGUUGUCUCAAGGACCUCCAAGGGCAGCCUUUUCUAGAAUCCUUGGUCAAAAGAGCCAGUGGCCCGCCCUAGGGUACCACAUAAGGACAACUCAAGGACCAGCUUUUGGCUGCUGCAGAAGCAAGACACAACAUGGAGGAAUCUUAAGACUGGUUUCCCUUUACUCAGGCAACAGACCUUCCAGCCCCAGACUGGGGUCAGGCAGCUAGUCACCCUACCCUGUGCCGACCCCAGCCCCUCCAGGUCACAGCACUGGGGCUGCCAUGGCCUCGUCUAUGUGCUGUCUGAGAAGACACCUGACUGGUACAGCUGAGAUCCUGGCUUCUCAGCGCGGCAAAGGCACCAGCUCUGCUGCUGAGGUCACUGCCACUUCGCGUAUGCUGCUGAAGGGAGCAAAAUUAAAGGUAUUUGAUUUUUAAAGGCA
Molecule: messenger RNA, 1781 nt
Organism: Carlito syrichta (Philippine tarsier)
Lineage: Eukaryota; Metazoa; Chordata; Mammalia; Primates; Tarsiidae
Gene: ZDHHC16
Product: zinc finger DHHC-type containing 16
Exons: 11
Coding region: 180-1313 (377 amino acids)
Biological process (GO): protein palmitoylation
Cellular component (GO): Golgi apparatus
Molecular function (GO): palmitoyltransferase activity
Source: RefSeq, a predicted model, not a curated record